AUGUCUCUGGGCCACAGCCUGCAGCUGGCUUCUCUCCAUGUGUUUGUUUGUCUGCUGGGACUAGUUGUCCUCUGUCACUCUACGUGCUUCUUCGAGGGGUUAGUGCUGAAAGAUCUGAAUAACCCUCCAAAAGGGUGUGUGGAUAAGGAUGGAAAGCAACAUGAUUUUGGCUCUGAAUGGGUGAGAGACUGCAUUGAGUGCUCCUGUACAAAGGAAGGCUUGAGCUGCUGUAACAAGAUCCCUGAUGCAGACACAGUAGAUAUCCCUGAGAACUGUGAGCUGCUGGUGAAUAAGGAGGCCUGCUCUGCCAAGGUGGUGUUGAAGUCAGACAAGUCAAAAGAAUGUAAUCCUUUAUGA
Messenger RNA from Plectropomus leopardus (leopard coralgrouper), 357 nucleotides. The record is from RefSeq and is a predicted model, not a curated record. Lineage: Eukaryota; Metazoa; Chordata; Actinopteri; Perciformes; Serranidae.